AGUCUCUGCUGUCACAUGACCGCUGGUGUGUUGUGUUCCUGCAGCUCUGCGGUUCACGCGGGUCAGUACAACGCUCCUCUCCCGGCCGUGGUGAUCGACUGCGACGAUGAUAAAGAGAACAUCCCCAACGAGUCUGACUACGAGGACCUGCCCAGCAUGUAUAAGGAUGAAGAGCAGGAGGAGGACGACGAUGACGACGAUUCGCUCUUUACAAACUCACUGGCCCUGAAGAUCUUGAGGAAGGACUCUCUGGCAGUGAAGCUGAGUAACAGACCGUCUCCGAGAGAUCUGCAGGAUAAGAACAUCUUACCUGUAAAGACGGAUGAGGAGCGACUGCAGAGACUGAGCCAGAGACCCACGGCUGAAGAGCUGGAGCAGAGGAACAUCCUCAAACCUCGUAAUGAGGAGGAGCAGAUGGAGGAGAAGAGAGAGAUCAGACGCCGGCUCUCAUGCAAACUGAGUCAGAGGCCCACAGUGGAGGAUCUGCGUCGAGCCAGGAUCCUGAUCCGCUUCUGUGAUUACGUGGAGGUGUCGGACGCUCAGGAUUACGACAGACGUACAGACAAACCCUGGAUGAGACUCACGGCGGCCGACAAGGCAAGUGUGGAGGACGCUCAGAUGAGUGUCUGCACUGGUCUGGUGUUUUGUAAUACUGUAGGUGGAAAAUCAUUUGGUAACAAGUCACUAAAAUGAUUAAUAAUAUGAAAAUGAGUAGAACUGACUGAAUAAGGUGCGUG
This is a messenger RNA of Sinocyclocheilus grahami, 737 nucleotides long. RefSeq names its product phosphatase and actin regulator 1-like. Lineage: Eukaryota; Metazoa; Chordata; Actinopteri; Cypriniformes; Cyprinidae. The coding region runs from base 16 to 693 and encodes 225 amino acids. The transcript is spliced from 5 exons. Gene Ontology annotation, biological process: cell motility; stress fiber assembly. Gene Ontology annotation, molecular function: actin binding. The record is from RefSeq and is a predicted model, not a curated record.